CUCAGAGAUAGCUCGGGGGGGGGGGGGGGAGGGGAGAGCAAAGCCAGCCACUCAGAAACAGUAGUAAAAUCUCCCCAACACUUUAACUGUCAAUCAGGCUCAAUGGGGUAUAAACCCUCCCCGGCGCUGCAGCUGUGAUAGGCAGAGAGAGCAAUGGGGAGAAAUGAAUAAGACCCAGAGCUGAAACAGUGCUCAGCCUAAUUCCCUGUCUGUGAUCACAGAUCCUCCACGUGAAAGAAACAGGAGAGAGGCAGUUAAUCAGCUCUGCCUUUUGCAACAAGCUCAGAAGAGACUGCCUAUAGAUACUUAUAUAGAUAUUUUAAGAAACCGACAGCCACCUUACACUGACUAGACCGUUUCUUAAAAAGAAAGUCCUGGCAAGCCUUAAGCAAUUUCCUGAGUCUAAGAAUAGCAAUGGGCUGCCUGGAAGGCACUGCAAGCUGAAAUUUGGAGACUUGGGUUGCUUCAUUAUUAUUAUUACUUUUUUAAAUAAAACCCUGCAAUUUGGAAACUGGAUUUUAAUUUUGCACUUUUAAACUGUAGGGGCUGGUGGGUUUUAUUUUUUUUUCUUCCACCCCCCUUCUCCCUCUCUCGCUCUUUUUAACUUAAACAAACUCUCUGUCCUCCUCCAGUAGAAAAACAUUUUACCUGCAUGUGACAAUCCCAAAGGGAGCUGAGCAGCGAGAGAGGGGAAGCAACUGUCUUCUGCACAAUUUUACUCCAACCCCCCCCCCACACACACACACUUUUUUUUUUCUGGUGGGGGGGAAAGAAGGAUCUUUCCCUUCCAAGGUUUUCUCUCCCCAGGGUUUUUGGAAGGGGGUUGAAGCCUGUUCCCCCUAUUGGGGGGGGGGGAAGAAAGAGGGCGUGUUGCCCUUCAGACUCUCUGGUUUUGUGAAGGGGCUGGAACAGUUUUUUUUGGGGGGGGGUUCGGGGGUCGCCCUGCCCUGCCCUGCCCGCAUCAAGAGGAUGGUUUGGAAAUGGCUGGGCGCGUUGCUGCUUUUCCCGGUGCAGAUGGUCUAUUUGGUGGUAAAAGCCGCCGUGUGCAUCCUGCUGCCGGCCAGGCUCCGGGACUUGUCCGGGGAGAGCGUGCUGAUCACCGGAGGGGGCAGAGGCAUCGGUCGCCACCUGGCCAGGGAGUUUGCUAAACGAGGAGCCAGAAAGAUCAUCCUGUGGGGUCGAACCGAGAAGUGCCUUAAGGAAACCACAGAGGAGAUUAGAAUGAUGGGAACAGAGUGCCAUUACUUCAUUUGCGAUGUGGGAAAUCGAGAGGAAGUCUAUCAGCAAGCCAAAGCUGUCCGGGAAAAGGUGGGUGAUAUCACCAUCCUAGUGAACAAUGCUGCUGUCGUGCAUGGUAAGAGCUUGAUGGACAGCGAUGACGAUGCUCUACUCAAAUCACAACACAUAAAUACCCUGGGACAGUUCUGGACCACCAAGGCCUUCCUGCCACGCAUGCUGGAGCUGCAGAAUGGGCACAUUGUUUGCUUGAACUCUGUCUUGGCCUUGUCAGCCAUCCCUGGUGCCAUUGAUUACUGCACCUCCAAAGCCUCUUCCUUUGCCUUUAUGGAAAGCCUGACCUUGGGAUUACUGGACUGUCCUGGAGUGAAUGCUACAACAGUCGUGCCAUUCCACACCAGCACAGAGAUGUUUCAGGGCAUGAGAAUAAGAUUCCCCAAUCUUUUCCCCCCACUGAAACCAGAGACUGUGGCCAGGAGAACAGUAGAAGCUGUUCAGCUGAACCAAGCCUUCCUCCUCCUUCCGUGGACAAUGCAUGUACUUGUCAUCUUGCAAAGCAUUCUCCCUCGGUCAGCACUUGAAGAAAUCCACAAGUUUUCUGGAAGCUACACCUGUAUGAACACGUUUAAAGGGCGAACAUAGACCUGGUCAUACUUAGACUCAUUCUAAAAUGAAGCCAACACAAACAGCAAAAUCCUGACAAGAUUGUGAAUCAACGGUCUUGGCUUUUAGCCUGCCUUGCUCACAUGACUUGUGCUGCUCUCAGGCAACAAAUUUCUUGCAGGUCAUAUCCAUAGCAACACGACCUUUGCACAGGACUGCAUGGCUAGACUGGACUUUUGGGAGGAACAACAAAAACAUUGAGAUGUUUGUACAAUGUUUAAUUCUUUAGAGUCUGAUUGUUAAAUCCGCUCAUAGUUUUAAGAUUUAAUUGUCAUUUUAAUUGUACCCUUAGGCUGCUCCAACCAGGGUGCAGCACAUCCCUCCCCACUCUGCUCACAGAAACAGGAAGAGCAACUAGUGUUGAUUUCAGAUCAGCUUUUUGAAUGAGAAUUUAAAAAAUGGCUUUGCAGGGUUACUAGCUAAGGGUGUUUAUUGGGACCCCACUUUUUUCCCCCCUCACUGCAUUGGGUGGCUGUACUUUACAGCCAUUGAAGCAGAUUGUUCCGCUCAUUCUUUUGCAUCUCUGGACAGGAGCAAAUAGCUGGUCCGCUCAGGGGCCACUCAAAAAGUGGGUGGAAGGACAGCACUAGCUAUAGCAAGUCUUUAUUGCUGCCUGUCCAAAGGCUGAAGUGGCAGGCUCAGAAAGAGGAGUGACUAGACAUAUUUCAUGAGAUGGACAAUCUGAAUAGUGGAAGGUCCCGCCUGCCGCUGAAAUCAUAUACAGAAAGUAAUUGUCUUUCUGAAUAUUUUUGUUCAUUUGCGGUGAAAUAUAAUUUCCUUUUAGCAAUAAUCCCUAGAUUUCCACUCAUUUAGCCAGUGUUGGCUUUGGAACAAACUAACCUUAGGGCCUUCCUCGGCACACCCUUAUUCACACAAGCAGUCCUUACACCGAGAAAUCCCAUUGAUCAACCCGCACAGAAAAGGAAAUGGAAUAUGUUCCAAAAAGUAGAAGGAUGUAACGCAUGGACAUGAACUGUGAAGGUGGGAAGCACAAUGAGCAAGGGCCUGAUGUAACCCCCAUGGAAAUCAAUGGGGAUCUUUCCAAUGACUUAUGUCAGAGUUGGAUCAAGCCCUAAAUGAGCCAAAAGAGGGAGGAAGCAGUGAGGUAGAAUUCCCAACUAGACAUUCAUUUUUAUUGUUCUUGUUAUUUUUUUGUACAAUACAGUUUCUUUAACAACCCAGUAAAGUACAGCAACAUAUCCCCAUCACCGAUCCAAAGUGCAGCACUGGGCAUACUACCAUGUACUAAACAUAAGAGAACAUAACUGAGAGAGGCAUUAAUCAUAACUGCAGCAUAGAUUGGUCGCAGGUGUGAUAGGCGAGCACCUCAAGAAAAGUGCUUUAAGGAUAGUCUUGUGGCUAAAGCAUAGGAGUGUGAGUUAGGAUUCCUGCCUUCUGUUUGCAGCUCUGCCUCAGAUUGUGUGUGUGACCCCCCGGGGCAAGUCACUUCUCUCAUUGUGCUUCAGCUUCCCGAUCAGCAAAGAUUGUUGUGAGGCUCGGUUCCUUAAUGUUUGUCAAGUGCUUUGCAGUCCUCAAAUGGUGGGAGCAAAAUGUUGUUUGCUUACAGUUGGAGAGGUUACUUGCAAAAAUGUAAAGACAAGAGGAAGAAUCCACAUAAUAAAACAUCUGUUUCUAGAGGA
Messenger RNA from Dermochelys coriacea (leatherback sea turtle), 3539 nucleotides. It is a transcript of the gene DHRS3, whose product is annotated as dehydrogenase/reductase 3. Bases 970 to 1878 code for a protein of 302 amino acids. Gene Ontology annotation, molecular function: oxidoreductase activity, acting on the CH-OH group of donors, NAD or NADP as acceptor. The record is from RefSeq and is a predicted model, not a curated record. The transcript has 6 exons. Gene Ontology annotation, cellular component: lipid droplet. NCBI's taxonomy places the organism in Eukaryota, Metazoa, Chordata, Testudines, Dermochelyidae.